This is a messenger RNA of Plasmodium knowlesi strain H, 960 nucleotides long. RefSeq lists its product as hypothetical. Lineage: Eukaryota; Apicomplexa; Aconoidasida; Haemosporida; Plasmodiidae. The transcript has 2 exons. Bases 1 to 960 code for a protein of 319 amino acids. The record is from RefSeq and is a predicted model, not a curated record.
AUGAUAUCUCUUAGCAAACUUCCUCUAUUCAUCUUUGUUGUAUACUCCUGGCAAUGUUCCGGCAACUAUGUGAGUGCACUAAGCACAUUAGCUGAUAGCACGUCCAUGGAAAGUCUAUUUACCAAAGUGCAGAAGACCAAAUUUGAUAAGAAUGGGAACGCUGACAAAUUAACCAAUUAUGACAAUUCCAUGGAAAGUCUAUUUGACCGUUCCAUGGAAAGUCUCUUUCCCGAAAGGAGAGAUGUUCAUGGUGAUUAUGAAGAUACUAUAACCACAGACACUUACUCACAAAAAGGUGGAUACGUCGACAAACAUAACUACAAUUCCGGCGAAGAUUUCUACCAUGUAAUGUACAAAAAUAAUGGACAUGGACAGACAAAGGCAAAGGCCAAAACAGGAGUACAUUUACCCAUGUUCGAUGAAUAUCCCACAGAAGAACAUAAAUAUUAUAACAAUUCUAACAAUUUCCACAGGGGAAAUACUACGAAAGCUAAAAUACACAAAGGUAUAUCAUUUAUAUGCAACUUCUUGGACAAAAUCGAUGCCAAGUUCGAAUCCGAAAUGAAACGUUAUUUGGACAUUGAGGAGGAAGAAAAACACAAAUAUUCCAUUAGAAAAUUAAAGGGGACAGGAAAAUUAUCUCGUUUUUUCAGCAAGUACAGAGUGUUUGCUCCUCUUGGUGUGCUUGGAAUAGUUUCCCUGUUAAUUUUAACAUCCCUUCUAAAAAUGGAAUUCCUCACCAAAACGUUCCCAUUUGCCAUUUUAGCUUCGUCCAGCGCGUCAUUUUCCCUUUCCGUACUCUUUGUUAUAUCUUUUAUACUGCUCACUCUGGCCGCAGCUGUGGUAUUCAGUGGAUAUGGCCUUCUGUUAUUUUACUACAUACGCAAAUUGAACAAAAUGGGACGCUCCAGAAAAUAUAUAAAAAAAUUAAGUGCCAUGAGGAAUAAGGACGACGAAUGA